AUGAAGAACUGGUCGGUGCUCGUUGCGGUAGUGAUUCUUUUCUGCGCCGUCUCCCCUUCCCAAAGUUGCGAGGUGGAAGGCCGCUGGACUGCAAGACAACGUAGCCUCUUCUACAACCUCGACCUUACCAUGUCGCUUCACCCCAACUCAUCCUACACAGCUGAGGCCACGAUCGGCUACACGAUGGGUUCGUGCAAGUGCCAGGUGCGGGAAGAAGGAGCCUUUGAGGUGGAUGAGCUGCCCAGCAGUAUUCUCUUCAAUACCCAGUUUUGCCAGGCCUCCAGCUGCUGCCACUGCACUGCUCACACGAAGCCCUAUCCGCUCACGUUCAUCAACACCUGCGACACCAUUCAUGUAGACAUAGGCUUUGGGGUUGUGGAGCUUCACCGGCUGCAAUGA
Acanthamoeba castellanii str. Neff is the source of this 399-nucleotide messenger RNA. RefSeq lists its product as uncharacterized. The coding region runs from base 1 to 399 and encodes 132 amino acids. Lineage: Eukaryota; Discosea; Longamoebia; Acanthamoebidae. The record is from RefSeq and is a predicted model, not a curated record. The transcript is spliced from 4 exons.